ACAUGUUUUAUUUCCGGUGGUGCUCCAUACCCGGGUAAACACCACAGGCGAGGGUCCUCCCGAGGGCAGCCCACCUUUAACGGAUCCGUUCUCCGGGGUUAAUCAGGUGCUGUGCUGCUGUCUUUGGUUCACCAUGGCCCAGAACCAGGUGAUCUUGCAGUUCCGCUUUGCCACAUUCGGUGACUCCAUGUUGCAGAAAAUGAACCUCCUGCGACACCAGCGACGCUUCUGCGAUGUCACCGUGCGCAUCAACCAGCUGGAGGUCCCCGGUCACAAAGUGGUGUUCGCCGCCGGCUCGUCCUUUCUGAGGGACCAGUUCAUCCUGCAGCAGGACUCACGGGAGGUCCAGAUCUCCAUGAUCCAGGAGGCGGAGGUCGGCCGGCAGCUGCUGCUCUCCUGCUACACGGGUCAGCUGGAGUUCCCAGAGCUGGAGCUGGUGCAUUACCUGACGGUCGCCAGCUUCCUCCAGAUGGGCCACAUCGUGGAGCAGUGCACUCAGGCCCUCAGCAAGUUCAUCAAGCCUCUGCCCGCGCGCCCGCUAGAUGUGGACGAGGACAUGAGGAGCGAGAGGCGGGAGGACGGUUCAUCCUCUCAGACCGAGAGUGAGCAAGGGCGCUCCACUGUACGGACCGACCUCCAGGAGGACGAGGAGCAGGUGGAGGACAACAAUAACGUGGACGAAGAGGAGGACAACUAUGAUGAUGACGACGAUGAUGUCAUCAUACAGCCUUAUUCACCUCCUCAGAUGUUAAGCAGGCGUCCCAGGCAGGAAGUGGUGGAAAGUGACAUCACUAUAGUGAAAGUGGAGUCUGUGUCUGAUGCAGCAGAGAACUCUAUCAGCGGGCAUUUCCCCGCCAGCCCCCCUGCUGCCCUCCACUCCCCCGAGCCCCAGCACUCCCUCAUCAACUCCACCGUGGACAGUCGCGGCAGUGAGAUGGUGGCACUGCCCGGCGUGUCCGGAUACCCGCUGAGCCCCCCUCCUCCUUCUUCCCCUCCCGCAGAAAAGCACCAGAGGAACUACGACAAACCCCUCCAGUGGUACCACCAGUGCCCCAAAUGCGCCCGCGUCUUCCGCCAGCUGGAGAACUACGCCAACCACCUGAAGAUGCACAAGCUGUUCAUGUGCCUGCUGUGCGGGAAGACCUUCACGCAGAAGGGCAACCUGCACAGACACAUGCGCGUGCACGCCGGCAUCAAACCCUUCCAGUGUAAGAUCUGCGGGAAGACCUUCACCCAGAAGUGUUCCCUGCUGGACCACCUGAACCUGCACAGCGGGGACAAGCCGCACCGCUGCAACUACUGCGAGAUGGUGUUCGCUCACAAGCCCGUUCUCCGGAAGCACCUCAAGCAGAUCCACGGGAAGAACAGCUUCGACAACGCCAACGAAGGCACCCUGCAUGACGGAGGGGUCGACUUUGACUUUGGACGAAUAUAAAAAAAUCUCUGGACCUUUUUAUUUAAUUUUUUUAAGUAGCUCUCUUUGGAUGCCUUUUAGUUAUUUAAACGAGCAUGAUGCAGACAUGACUCCACUGAGUCACCUUAAAGUUAUCAGUUCAAAAAGCUUAGAGACUGUUACUGUGUGUGUGUGUGUGUGUGUGUGUGUGUGUGUGUGUGUGUGUGUGUGUGUGUGUGUGUGUGUG
Molecule: messenger RNA, 1640 nt
Organism: Labrus bergylta (ballan wrasse)
Lineage: Eukaryota; Metazoa; Chordata; Actinopteri; Labriformes; Labridae
Gene: zbtb26
Product: zinc finger and BTB domain containing 26
Biological process (GO): regulation of transcription by RNA polymerase II
Molecular function (GO): RNA polymerase II cis-regulatory region sequence-specific DNA binding; protein binding; DNA-binding transcription factor activity, RNA polymerase II-specific
Source: RefSeq, a predicted model, not a curated record